Messenger RNA from Drosophila busckii, 495 nucleotides. It is a transcript of the gene RpL31, whose product is annotated as 60S ribosomal protein L31. Bases 81 to 455 code for a protein of 124 amino acids. Gene Ontology annotation, molecular function: structural constituent of ribosome. The record is from RefSeq and is a predicted model, not a curated record. Gene Ontology annotation, biological process: cytoplasmic translation. Lineage: Eukaryota; Metazoa; Arthropoda; Insecta; Diptera; Drosophilidae. The transcript is spliced from 3 exons. Gene Ontology annotation, cellular component: ribosome; cytosolic large ribosomal subunit.
UGCAUUUUCCAACACUUUCAUCUGUCAAUUUCUUUUACGUCUAGCUUUCGUUUCCUCUAGGAUAUUGAACAGCAAUAGCAAUGGCAAAGACCAAGGGUGAGAAACGCAACAAGUCCGCCAUCACGGAAGUCGUGACUCGCGAGUGCACCAUCCACUUGGCCAAGCGGGUGCACAACAUCGGCUUCAAGAAGCGUGCGCCCCGCGCCAUCAAGGAGAUCCGCAAGUUUGCCGAGCGCGAGAUGGGCACCAAUGAUGUGCGCAUUGACACACGUCUCAACAAGCACAUCUGGUCCAAGGGUAUCAGAUCUACGCCUUUCCGCGUACGUGUGCGCCUGGCGCGUCGCCGCAACGAUGACGAAGAUUCACCCAACAAACUGUACACAUUGGUGACCUACGUGCCCGUGCCCACGUUCAAGAGUUUGCAAACGGAGAACGUUGAGGUCAGCGACGAAUAAACAAAAACAACUACAUUUUAAAACGCCGCUAACGGAAUAA